Prorocentrum cordatum is the source of this 1395-nucleotide messenger RNA. The record is from the annotation of a GenBank genome assembly. Lineage: Eukaryota; Dinophyceae; Prorocentrales; Prorocentraceae.
GGCACAGCGGGCUGUGGACCUACAAGCCCUGGCUCUUCGAGAUUGGCAGGCGGGCCCGCCGGGCAAGCGGGCUCAGCUGGCUUGUGUUCCUGGAGCCGGCGACGGAGGUGGACGUCGGCGGGCUGGCGGCUGCGCUGGGCAGGCACGACUCGCAGGCCGACGCCUUCCUUGGGCGCAUCCUCAAGGACCCCGCGCCGUCGAUCAUACACCACUACUCACAGGAGCCGCCGUAUCCUCACGCGCUCGCGGGGUUCGCCCUGAGCGGGGCGCUGGCGCGCCGGCUGGCUGAGGACCUGGAGGCGCACCCGCUUGGCAGCAAUCAGCAGAUCGAGCCUGUUUGGGAGCUGGCCGACUGGAUCAAGAAGCUCGGUGUGGAUCUUGUGGAUCAGAGCGAUGUCUUCUGUCUGGAGCAGCGGGCUGGUUGCGCCACCUGGGUUGGACGACGGGACCGACAUCGUGCUUCCCACGGGCUCACGCCGCGCGAUGUGGUCGUGGCGGUGAAGACGGUCGGCAAGUUCCACAGCAAACGUCUUCCUCUGAUCCACGAGCACUGGGCAGCUGCAUCCACUGCUGAGGUGCUCUACCUCAGCAACGAGCCGUUCUCGGACAUCCCUGGUGCCUCGGUCGUCGACCUCAGCCCCGAGUUCGGGAGCCGCCGUCGACCCUGCGGUGGAGUCGACAAAGCAUGGCAGCGGGCACUGCGCGAAGAUGGAGGCCCUGCUCACGCACCUGGCGCAGACGGGCCGGCCACAGCCGUGGUACGUGGUUACCGACGACGACACGCUGCUGAACGUGCCGAGGCUGCUGCGGGUCCUCGACUCGCACGACGACGGCGGUGCCGUCUACUUGGGCGAGCGCUACGGCUGGUCGCACCGCGAGGAACACCAGGGCACGAACUACAUCACCACGGGCGGCGGUAUGGCACUGAGCGGCCCCGCGCUGGUCAGGCUGCGCAGCUGCGAGUCCUGCACCUGCGGCGAUCCUAGCGCACCCGACGACAUGACUCUGGGCACGUGGUUUGCCAGGCUCAGCGUCGCGGCCGAUCCUCCUCUUCCUCCUCCUCCUCCUCCUGACUCCUCGUCGUCGUCGUCCUCCUCCUUCUCCUUCUCCUUCUCCUCCUCCUCAUCAUCAUUCUCAUCCUCAUCCUUGCCCUUCUCCUCCUUCUCCUCGCCAUCCUCCCUCUGCUGGUUCGGCCUGGGGAUGCUGCUCGGUGGAGAACCUUUCGAGUGGCUUGAUGAAGACCUUCCCUGGCCUUCAUGCAGGGGGGUCGGGAUUUCCAAUGCAGAGGAGGAAGAGGAGGAAGAGGAGGAGGAGGAAGAGGAGGAGGAGGAGGAGGAGGAGGAGGAGGAGGAGGAGGAGGAGGAGGAAGAGGAGGAGGAGGAGGAAGAAGAGUAG